AUGACUCCACCGCCUGCAACAGUUGACCAAUUCCGAGAACACCUGCGAAAAUUGGGCUUAACAAAUUCAGUUCUCACUCAUGGACUCUCCUAUGGCGCCGACUGCUCAUCGCUUAGGACCUUUGUGCUGGAGCUCGAGCCCAAUAAAACCAAAGCAAUCGGCGUCAUCGACCCGGCCGUUGUGACUCCCGAAGAACUCGUUAGUUUGCACAAUAGUGGUAUUCGUGGCAUUCGAGUUAAUAUGUAUAAAUAUCAAGCAAUGCACGACGUUGAACGACAGAUGGCAGCCUUGCGCGACCAUAGUCGUAUUCUCCAACAGCAUUGCCCUGGUUGGAGCAUGGCCUUCACCCAUACACAUCCGGAAUUCUGGGCGCGACUCAAACCGUUCAUCGAACAAGAGAUCGUACCCACACGGAUAAAACUAGUAACGGACCAUUUCGCAUUGCUCAAGGGUUCCAGUUUGUUGCCAGCCGAGAAUGGUGUUGCCACCGAUGUCACACAGCAACCUGGCUUCAAGGAGAUUACCGAUCUAGUGCGGGCCGGCCAUCUUUUCGUCAAAAUCAGCGCCCCUUAUCGUGUGAGCAAACAGGCUCCAAACUAUGAGGACCUCAAGCCGCUGGUACGAGCAUUUUUCGAUGCGAACCCACGGCAGACUCUGUGGGGUAGCGACUGGCCACAUACCCCGGAAAUGAAAGUCCGUACUUAUGAAGAGGCUAUGGCUGAAGUCUCUUGCCUCGAUGUGGAUGACCUGGCUUGGCUUAAAAGUCUGCGCUCUUGGGUAUCUGCAGAAGAAUGGGGCGCUUUGAUGGUGUCUAAUCCGAAAUCACUAUCAAGCUCCCCUUCUCAAAAUUACGGAGUAGAUACUGGUUUAUGGGCAAACGACAAAAUCGAGUUCUUAUUGGCCGAUGUAAAACUUAGUGUGAUGGAGGUAUUCCAGCGUGUGGUCACUGCACGCGAGCUGGUGUCUCGUGCGUUGACGUUGAUGGCCGCAACGCCGACGUUUCCAUCCCACGUGACUCUCAGUUAUGCUACGAGAUGUCUCUCCCGCAUCAGGUGGUUAGAAGAAAGUAUCAGGCUACUAGACCCGGAAUUCGAUCUGUCACAGGGGCCGGAUGUCGAGUCUUAUUCUACCAACAUUUCAUUCCCUAUGCGUGAAUCUAUACUAGGGACACCACCUAGAAGGCUAGAUGGUGCUGAUGGUCCGGAGUCCUUCACUUCGCUAGCACCUAAAGACUAUACACCUGAAGUUUCACCCAGAAAACGACCUUAUGCGUCCCUACAGGCUUCUGAAGAGGAUGUGCCGUCCAUAGAAGCUCGUUCUGUGGCAAUAGACCUCGGAAUGAUCUCUCUUCAUUCCGACUCACGACAGAAAUCAUAUUUAGGAUCCUCUUCGGGUGUACUCUUUACGAAACUGAUCGGCGCAGAAAACGACCUACCGGAGCCCCAGGAAGCCAGAACCCUUUUUGGGGUUUACUUCCAAGAGAUUCACAUCGAUUACCCGUUUCUUGAUCCCGCAUCCAUAAUAAAUGCAUAUAAUGCCCUUGUUCUCUGUGUCGGUCGAGGAUACGCAAAUAAAACGGACCGAAACGGCUGGAUAGAGGAUAUUCCUCCAUUCUCCUAUAACGGCAAACUUGACAAAGUUGGGGAUCAGAUUUUCACUCCGAUUAGUUUCUUCACUGCUGUGUUUCACGCCUUUAUGGUGUUUUCACUAGCGGCCACCCUUUUAACACGAAACAAGAAUUUCGACUUCUCACCAACCCGGUUUUACAAAGUAGCAUUGACUGCAGCCACCGAAGGGAUAUCGACGAUAUCGCUGCCUGGGCUGCAGAGUAUCCUAUUACUGACUACGCAAGGCAUGAUUGGCCCAGCUGACUUCAACAUUUGGACGCUCGGCCACAUUGCCGUGUCUCAUUGCAUUGACCUUGGCCUUCAACGCGAACCUAGGGCGACUGUAGAUGGUUCGUUGACAGCAGUUUCUCUAAAGCGACUUGUCUUCUAUACUGUUUACAAGCUUGAACGGACCAUCGCAACUAUUCAAGGCCGCCCUUUAGGUAUACGAGAUGAAACUUUUGAUAUACAGCUCCCAGACGCGAGAGGAAUUCGUUACAAUUCAGCCUCAAUAGCUGGUUGUCAUGAUAGCACUUUUCCAUCUCCACAGCAGCUUAACGAUCUCGAAAUCUCAAUUCACCAGUUCAAACUGGACCAGUACGUAUCCGAAAUCAAGCUCCUUUUUUAUCACCUUCACACCAAUGAUCGCGUUUUCAACUUUUCCCGAGAUCAUGCAGAAAAUCAAACGCGUCUUAAAGCUGCUCUGGAUCAUUGGAUAGCCGAGACUCAGAAGAUUUGCUCUCGUCCCGUUAACCAUGAUUCUGUGGGUGAAGAGGCCGUAAAGCCCAGCUGUGAGUAUCUCAAAUUGGAGCUCCUCUAUCAUGCCACUUUGACUUUACUUCACCAACCAUCUCAAUCGACCCCACAUCCUACGCAAUCCGCUCUUCAUGUUUGUUAUGAAAGCUCCCGGAAGCGCAUUCACAUAUAUAAGCAGUUACAUGACGAGCAAGGUCUUUUCUUCAAUUGGAGAGACAUCCAUGGCAUCUUCGCCUCAGGGGCCACCAUCAUUUUUUGUUUCUGGUCGUCUCAUGAAAUCCAGUCAAUGACUCCAUUAGCAGAGGCAUUGUGUGAUCUACGAACUUGCUCUAAUCUGCUAAGCAUUGGAGGGCAAUGGUGGCCGUCAGUGCGAGGGGGCAAACAAAGCUUUGACAAACUCGUCGAUCUAACGAUUAAACGCUUGAGCAAUUUACAGAAUAAUAAUGACGGGCCGUCUGCUCCCAGCCGCAUACAAAGUCAACCUCGCUAUUCUCAUGAUUCUCUUCUUCGUCUAGACUCUGCAUCAUCUGUGGUAGGAAUGGGACCAGUUUCGCCGUCUGAAACAGACCAGGGGAAUACAGGGCAUCAAAGUACCUACGAUGAACCCGAUGUCGAAAGCAUGGAUACGUUCAUGGAUAGCUUCUUUUUCGAUUAUUUGCAGGGAGAUUGGAGUUGGGAUCCGUUCUCGAAAUUUUCUAGCACCGAUAUAUGA
This is a messenger RNA of Talaromyces rugulosus, 3075 nucleotides long. RefSeq lists its product as uncharacterized. The transcript has 8 exons. NCBI's taxonomy places the organism in Eukaryota, Fungi, Ascomycota, Eurotiomycetes, Eurotiales, Trichocomaceae. Gene Ontology annotation, biological process: DNA-templated transcription; positive regulation of transcription by RNA polymerase II. Gene Ontology annotation, molecular function: zinc ion binding; DNA-binding transcription factor activity, RNA polymerase II-specific; sequence-specific DNA binding. The coding region runs from base 1 to 3075 and encodes 1024 amino acids. The record is from RefSeq and is a predicted model, not a curated record.